AUGGCGCCACAUAUACCGAGGGACUACCACUCCAUUGGUGAUCCUUGGAAAUAUUCGUUGAGGGGCAAUCAAGGACCCAGUGAAAACUAUUUACCAGCUGUUUCAAGAUUGGAAAAUGUGAACACUUCAGAAAUAAGGGGAAAAGAAGAUUUCCUUUUCUGCAUGGGUCUUCAGAAGAGAAGGUCUAAACGUCAAUACACCGCGUUUAAUGGUAACUGCAGCUCGAAAACUGUUAAUAUCCCUGCCGGUGUAAUGUUGCGUGACUGUCGUGUAGUUAUCCUGGGGGCGAGUUGUAACAUAUGCGGGAGGUAUUUCAAGUGUAAAACGGACUUAGAUAUGCAUAUCAAGUUCAGGCAUACGAUUUCUACAGUGAAAAAUAUUACUACCACAUCAACUCAGUGUAUAGAAUAUAAUGAAAUAAUUAAAAUAUUUCCUGACUCUUUCAAACCCUCGACUAUUACGGCUAAGGAAAGUGUUGAACUGAAGAUACGGAAAAAGUUACAGUUAACCAUCAGGAUAGGAGAGGAAGUUGUUGUUAAAAUUCCUUUAAAACGCAAACAUUUGAGAAUGAAAGCAAUCGAUGCUACUACUCAAACUGAAUCACACAAUAUUGCCGAAUUAAAGGCGAACAAAGAUGGCUAUGAAAUAGCGUUUCUCAUAUCGAUCCUCUGUUGUUCUGUAAUAUAUCCUUGUCAGUGUUGCGACCCAACGCUACGCGUAGCAAACAGUACCAAUCAAUAUCCGGUAGCAACAUUGUAACGUGCAAGGAGGAUUCAGUAGUAGAGGGAAAAUAUGGCGUUAAACAGAAACGCUGUUUUAAACCAUUUAACAGUAGAACCUUAUUAACGCCGAGGUUUGAACUCUAAAGAGAAGGACGAUGAUGUUAUACUCUUAACAAACGAUAUAAAUAGUCUAUCAGAAAUAUUAAUAAAAUAAGGAACAAACAGAUAUCAAUGCAUGUCGAGGUACUGAUAGACAUUUCCUCUGAAAAACAGUCGCAGAACACUAAUUAAUUUCGAUACACGAAGAUGCAGUAGUUCCGGAACUACAUUUAGGACUUCCGCAACACCAGUCUACACCUCUUCAACAACCUACGUCUCGACAACAAUUAGCGCCCCUUAGCCAACCACAGUAUUACCUGAGCAGCUAUCAACACAUCUACAACAAUCAGCAUUCUCUUCAACAAUCAUCGAUACCUCAGCCAUUAGUAUCCAAGGAGUCUUCAAG
Messenger RNA from Osmia bicornis bicornis, 1227 nucleotides. RefSeq lists its product as uncharacterized. The record is from RefSeq and is a predicted model, not a curated record. Lineage: Eukaryota; Metazoa; Arthropoda; Insecta; Hymenoptera; Megachilidae.